GAAAUGCGGCUCUCUGGACUCUGCUCUGCUGCGCGCUCGCCUCACGCAUGUUGAAGACCUCGGUUACGUAAUGCAGUUUUUUUUUUUGAAUGACCCUGCGUUAAGAGACCGGCUCACACAACGUUUCCCGACGUCACCCCCCGCCCCCCUCCCUCCGGUGGAUUUUACUUGAGCUCUGCAGCGCCAUGCAUUGCAACGGAAUGGGAGUCGGAUGAGGUGGAAGUCGGAUCCAUCCUGAGGGAGAAGGGACAACAGGAGGGACAGGAGCCUGAUGCGGGACUCGGGGCCAGCAUGACCUACAUACCACAGAGCUUAAGAGACGCGUCUCCAGGACCGAGCCGCUGGUGUGCUGCUCACCCUUUGCACCACAGUAAUAAGUGACCUUCACUUGCGUUUGCUGCCGCAGAACUAUGCACAACAAGGGAAUAUGCAUCGGACUGAACCGACUGAAUCGUCCAUGCGGGCCAUGUCCUAAGGCAAAAAAGGUGCCAUGUCCUAAUAUAAGCGGAGACAGACGGAAUCAGCUUUUUUUGCGUGGAUGUUUUGUUGAUCUUCUGUAACACUCUGGGGUCAAAGAGGAAACUAAAAGGUAAAUCAAUUAUGCAGGUGGCCCGAGGCUUCUGGACACCCGUUUCCAAUUUUGCUGUGAGAAUACACAGCGGCUCGGCUCUUUAGCCUUUGGCCUACAACUGAGGAGGUUGGCAGUUGUGCCAGGAGCAAAGGUCCCGAGAAGAGCAGGGCUGACAGGUCGCUUUUGAGACAGAGAGGAAUCUAGAUUUCUCAUCAUAGACUUCCAAACAUGCUGUGAACUGUGGUCGGCAAUAAAGUCAAGAGCCAAGUAGUAAACACUGAAAUACGUUGCCAGAAACUCAGAAGCUGAUUGACUUUUUUUUUGUUAACAACACAAACGUUUGCAAUCAUGCUUCUGGACUGUGGUCAGCCAUUACCUCUCCUGAGGCACACAGAUGUGCCGUCUCGGGUCAUCGAGAACUUCAUCCUGACUGGCUACCGCUUCCCAAACUACAGCCUGAGGGAUUGCUUACUAUCAGCAUUCAGGCCGACUAAUGAAACGGGCAACUUCUGGACACACUUCCUGCCAGUCUUUGUUUUUUCUUACUAUUUUGUGGAGGUUUUUGGUUGGGAAGGUGCACCACACAGUGAUGCGCCAUUCUUCUAUCCAUUGUGGAACUACUUUAUCGGAGUGUUCUGUCUCCUAAUUGCUAGCAGCAUGGCCCACCUGCUCAACUCGAUGUCUGUGGUGGUCAGAGAAGUCUGCUUCUUUGUGGAUUACGGCACUAUCAGUGCGUACACAGUUGGCUCAUCGUUGGCGUACUACUACUACAUCCACCCUCGGGCAGGGAUAGUGGAAACGGGAGGCCAUAAUAGUUCCCAUAUGGACCUGAAUCAUGAACCUGCAGGGACAUUUUUUUCAUCCUAUGCAAUCCCAGAUUUCAGUGCAUUCUUUGACACCCUCUACAUCCCGUGUGCAUGUGUUGUAGCAAUCUUUUGUGUCUUAUCAUGCUGCAACACUCGCCAUAGGUGGAGAAAGCAUCGAUAUGUCAUCCGGACCCUUGUCUUCCUCCUCCCAUUCCUCGUCUCUUCUACACCGGUCUUCUAUCGCCUCCUCACCAGAUCGCCUUAUUCCGCCACCUCCUCUUCGUUUGCUGCUUCCACUUCCAUGUCCAACUUAUUCUAUCGCCACUGCCUUUGGCUGCUGGUGUCGGCCAUCUUCAACAUUAGCAAGUUUCCGGAGCGGCUGGCCCCGGGUCGCUUUGACAUCUGGGGGCAUAGCCACCAAUGGUUCCACUGCUGCACGUUUCUGUCCAUCCUCGACGAACUUCACAUGAUCAAGACGGAGGUGAGGGCCAUCCUGCUCAGCCCGACUCUGCUGCUGCCCCCUGCCACCCUCUCCCGCCUACCUGGACCUACCAUAGCUACCACUUACGGGGUGAUGCUCCUCCUGCAGACCACCAUCAUCUCCAUCAUCGUGUGGUUCUCCUGGUGUGCCAACAGCAUCUACGGACCUCAGAGAGACCAGCUAGCUAAGGAACAGAUCAAGAAAUGCCUGAAAUGCCACUGAUCUCACAGACGUCUUUUUAAAUCAUGUCGGAUGAGAUGGAAUAUUUGCACAUGAAUACAGAGCCAUGCCACUAACAGAUACGCACAAGUAAAACAAUUUCUCCCUCUCUUGAGAAUUGUUUGAGCUUUCAUGAGGGGAAAUUGGGGACAACGGGAGAUGAGAGGAUUAUAUUCUGAGCUCAUCACAAGGGAGGCUGUCUGGUUGAGUGGAUAUUGAAGGAACUUGCCAGCUCUUUCCCCUGAGCUGUUCCAGCAUGUUCCAACAGGAUGCCUAAGCAGUGGAUAUAAUAACUACCUCUAAGGGCUGUAUACUCGAGGACAGAGGAAAGGUGAUGGUACCCAGGAGAACGUCCCACAUAACAUUUGGGUAAUGUGGCGUCAAAGUCGGCAUGUGCAUUUGCAGAAGUUGUCCAAGUGUUCUGCUGUCACGUCCUUCCUCCUGUUGCACUUCCCCCUUCCUCUGACCUAAAAUGGUAUCUUUUUGAAAAUCCUCUCAACCCAUUGAUUCACAUUGAAUGAAUCAUUUUGUCAGAGCAUUGUUAACCGUACCUUCCCUUCCUCCUCACGCAGUCUCAUUUCCUCCCUCUUUUCCCUUGUGACCCUUGCAGCAGGAAGUGCGGUGGCCUUGCAGACGUAACAGAAAUAGCCGAGAGCUCAUAUCAGUGGUAGAGUAAAGCACUUUUCAGGGUUCUGCCCUGUCAUUAAGAAGCCAUGCUCAGUUUCUGCCCUUAAGGAAUACAUUAACAUUUCUCAAGCAUAGGGGGAUGUUGUGCUGACAUGUUGGACUUGCUGGGUUAUUUCAUUGAUAACUAGUUCAGACUAAAAUGUGAUAUAAAUCUGAUGUUUUCUAAACAGUAUGAGAAGCAUAUUGACUUCACUGGAGCACAUGUAGGUGAAAUCUAUCAUUGAAAAAAAAAAGGAUUGAAGCAGCAGUGCACCAGGGUGAAUGCCUUCAUUGUGUACAUGACAUGGAGACUUUUCAUGUCAUGUGACAUACAGCAGCCUCUCAGAGCAUAAGCCAUACUUUAGAAUAAUGAGAGUUAAAAUAAUGGCAAUAUUGUAGUUGUAUAAUGUCAUGCCAGGAACUUCCUGGAUAGAGAUUUGCACUCGACAGAUAAACCAGGCUGAUGGUUCACCUCGCAGUUUGUACCUUUUUGUGUAUCAUCAUGACAUAAGCAUCAGUUUAAAAAUAAAAUAAAAAAUACUGUCCCAGGCAACCUGUGAAAAACUCAUGAGGGUCAGUUAACAGUAAGGCGCUUCAUGAGCACCCCCCCCUCCAACCACGAAAGAUUGUCGUGUGUUGUCUAAAAUUGUAUAAGCACAUGAUAAAGAGUUGGGCUCUAAUCUAACCAAACAGAACUAUUUCUGCAGUGCCAUACUUCAAACCUGUUUCUCAAGCUGUGCUAUUAUUUCCUAAUUAAUCUAAACAGAGAAUGGCACGUAAAGCCCUUGCGUAAAUUUGAACAAAACCAUAAAUACAAAUUAUCAAUUUAAAUCAGCAUUACUUUUUAUUUCUAUACUUUAUCCCCACCCAAAACAGUUUUUUUAUUGUGAAAUGUUUUAGUAUUUUUACAUGCACGUGGACAGAGAGGUGCUGUAGUUUAAUGACCUCCUGGAUGAUUCGGUGAUUGCCGCAUAUUUAUCAUUUCACUGAUGCUUGUGUGAUACACAAGAGGCACAACCGUGGGCUUUAAUUUGACCAUGUAAAUUGAAUGCCUCUCGUACCAUCUAUUAUCCAACCUUUAAAUGCAUGAAGCAAGGUUCGCCUUAUUAUUAGCAAUGAUCUUGGUGCUGUAGGCUCACACCCUUGUUGAAGUCUGCUUUCCUUUCCUUCCUCUUUUAUUCUUCAAUUCUGCUGCUUGACCUAAACUGUGCAGGCCCAUUAUUUGGGUGGCUAGCUAUUAAUCCAAUUUAUUGAGAUAUUCUCUUUUACUCUCUGUGACCGCUCCAAUUGUCUGAGUCCAUAUUUGUGUUUUAAGUAGAUUUGUAAUUUUAUGAAAGAAGGGCAAAUGUGUCGUGUUUGCCAAGUAGACUAAUGGUCAGUCAUUUCCCAGAUGAGAAGAAAACAAGGUAUAUUAUGUAUGUAAUGCAGACUUAUGUGAGUUAUGGGCAUUAUGAGGUCCCCAGCAUUCACUGAUUAAUUUACUGUAGUUUGAUAUAACAGUUUGUGCUCACUGCCACUUUUUGGCAUUUUCAUUUCUGCCGUGUCACAUUUAAGCUGUUUUCAGACAUGAACUCCGGAGACAGUCACGUUGUCUGGACUCUGCUUCAGUAGUUUAUUCUGGGCAUUUCCGGACUUUUGUGGGCCCCAGACAUUGUAUUUCACUAUCUUUUAACUAUCUUGCAUGUACAUCAUAGUCUUUCUCAGACACGUGCUCUGGAGAGCACUGCGCCGUGUUAGAAACGUCAUCAACACACCCACUCGCUCAGGGAAUCCUGCGGAAGAUCUACUGCUGUGUUCUCACAUGGGCUGAGUUUUUACUUGGGGGAGCUGGCUCCAGAGAAAGUCUGGAGGCCCCAACUCGGACAUUUGCGCUCUCACAUACCGCCCCUGUGGAGAUUCUCCGGAGUUCAGUGAAUGUCUGAAAGCAGCUUUACCUGCAUGAUUAAGUAUAUUCUUUCAACUCAACCAUAAAUCAAUUUGACAUAAGACCCCACCUGUUGAAGUGUCCAUGAAAAAGACCCUCAGUGCUGCUGUCUUCCCUUAUUUGACAACCAAGCUAAGUGAAGAGGGAACAGGAUUUCAGUCGAGGAUCCUAGAAAAAAUAGUUCCUUUGUUCAGCGUUAAUGUGUGCACCGUGUAAACGGACCACGACUGUCAGUGCUCACAUGAAGAUAAAUCAGGAGACCGUCUCUUUUCUUUGAGGGUUUUCUGCGUAAUUCUGUCACGUCCGUGGCGAUUCUGUAGUCUUUCUCGUAGAGCUUCAAUUGUAAGGAAUUGCUUGUACGUCACACUUUAACUUUAACUGUUGUCAAUAAGUCAUGUUUGUCUAAUUUCAGAAACGUUAUGAUUAUUUGUUCUGCUCAUAUCUGCACAUUCACUCGUGUUUCGUACACGUACACUUGCACAAGAGGCAAUGGUUAGAAGUGGAAGCUGAGUUGUGUGGUAUGUACGACACUGGAAUGAGAACACGAGGACCGUAUUGAGUGGUUGUAAUAAUCAUGCUGUUAUGGUGCACUUUAAAGAUUCGUCUAUGUCCUCAACAUGUUCCUUUUAAGGGUCAGCCCUGCUGUACUGUAUUGUUUCAGAGGUUCACCAGAUAAAGACGCAUCCAGUGUGAAAGCGAUGUUUCUACCUCAAUACAUUUUUUUGUCACUGAGAAGAACCAUCAUUGAAACAGACUGUGGCUGCCAGACUUGAACUAUCGUUGUUGAAGAGUGUUCAGUAUGUGAAUGUUAGACUUACAGACUGCUGUAUCUUUCCAAGGGAAGCACUCAGGUGUGACUGAAGAACGACACUAAUACAUUAUUUACAUGCACUGGAAUUAUAAAUUACUAGAGGUGGAGGUAUCAGUACUGUGUCUGUUAAUGCAGAAAAAAGAGAAAACCCUCCUCUAUUAGCUUAAUAAAUGUAAAUCUCACUAAUAUAUGGACGAUUUGAGUUCUGUUGAAUAAAUUAUGCAGAGAACUGUUA
This is a messenger RNA of Hippoglossus stenolepis (Pacific halibut), 5713 nucleotides long. It is a transcript of the gene paqr9, whose product is annotated as progestin and adipoQ receptor family member 9. Gene Ontology annotation, cellular component: membrane. The transcript has a single exon. Gene Ontology annotation, molecular function: signaling receptor activity. Bases 920 to 2080 code for a protein of 386 amino acids. Lineage: Eukaryota; Metazoa; Chordata; Actinopteri; Pleuronectiformes; Pleuronectidae. The record is from RefSeq and is a predicted model, not a curated record.